AUUCCUCGAAGCCGCUGGAGAAGAAGUGCUCUUGUCUUCGCCGCCGCCGCACUUGUCACGUUCAUCGUCAAUCUAUCCUUCAUCAUCUGGGCCAUGACACGCCAAAGCGACGGGUCGAACGAUAUCAAACGUCCUGGAAUAGGAGUUAUAACAAGCGGCAACUGCCAGAGAAUCAAAAGUUGGAAUACAGGCGCUCACGUCGUAAUCAACAUCAUCAGCACGGUCCUACUAACAGGAAGCAACUACUGUAUGCAAUGCUUGAUUGCCCCGACACGGGAUGAGAUCGAAAGCGCACAUGCCAAAAAUAAUUGGCUCGAUAUCGGUAUCCCAAGUAUUAGGAACUUUUGGAGCAUUGCUUUGCAAAGAAAGAUCGUCUGGAGUCUCUUAGCAGUGUCUUCCUUUCCACUACAUCUACUCUUCAAUUCGAUUGUGUUUACCUCUACUUCCUCAAGCAUAUACAAACUUUACAAGACUGGCGUCAACAACUUCGAUCGAGGCGAUAUUUCUCAAGGACUACCGGUCGAGCUAGCAAAGCUACUCCCAGAUUCGAACACUACGCAAUAUGAUUAUCUCGACAACCAAAAAUGUCUGGAUGCGUACGGAACCGCGUUUCAGUCUUCGCGAGGUGAUCUGGUCGUCGUGGUAGAUAACGGAACGACAUUCUCUGCUGUAGUACCAGUAUCCGAGUAUGGUGGUGUGUUGCAGUUUCCAUUUAACUGGAUUUGCGCAUACUACUACGAUAGAAAACCUUCUUGCGACGAGAGACUCACAGACAUCAAGAGCAAUGCCACCUGGACUAUAGGAUAUAAUGACGAAGUAAAAGGCUGCUAUAGUCAGAGAAGAGAGGAGCAAUGCAAGCUGCUUUUCAGCAGCGGACUUUGCUGGACUGUGACUACCCUCAAUUUAGUCAAGGGCAUCUUGAUGCUUUUUGUGGCGUACGGAAACAUGGAAAGGCCGAUCUUAACAAUAGGCGAUGCUUUGGCGUCUUUCCUGAGGAAUGAAGAUGAGUAUACGAAAGCCAUGGCUCUUGCAUCGAAGUCAAGUGUAAGGAAGUUGGGAUGGGAUUUCGGUUCACAAGAGUUUCGCUUCAUACGACGGCGUAAAUUCGCUGCGGGAAGCCGUCUGCGAUGGACGACCACGAUAGCUAUAUGUUCCUUAGCCAUUCUUGUUUGCACAUUGCUGCUAGCGGUGGGAUUGCGCGCCAACAGAUAUCAGGUCGGCGACUCAGACAUCACAAAAUAUGGACUCGGGAAAGCACACAGCGACACUGUUUUGGACAUUGGCACGCUAAGCUACGAUUCUGGCACCCUUAUCCUUAACGCCUUACUUGCCAAUACCCCGCAAGUCAUCAUGUCAAUGAUCUAUUUCAGCUAUAACGCCUUAUUCACAAGUUUGUCUCUUGUCACUGAGUGGGAUCGGAUUGGAAAUGGAAAAGAACUGAAAGGUCUAAGGGUUUCUUCCCGCCCACAAGGUGACCAGCGGCAAACAUAUUUCCUUCAACUCCCUUACCGAUACUCUCUCCCGCUGACCGUAUUUUCUGGUGGAAUGCACUGGCUUAUUUCGCAGAGCAUCUUCCUCGUCAAUAUUGAGGGUUGGUAUCUAAAGGAGCAUUCCACUAGAGAGUAUGAUAACGUCAUGUCCUGUGGGUGGUCACCGAUUGGCAUCAUAUGUGUGAUUGUGGCAGGUACGAUCAUGGUCGCGUUUCUUCUUGCGUCGGGGUUUCGUCGUUUGCGUUACGGGGGAAUCCCGGUGGCAGGCAGUUGCAGUGCUGCAAUCUCCGCGGCCUGCCACCCAGCAACAAGUGAAGACCUAGAGAUGUGGACAAAGGCACUGCGCUGGGGUGUAGUAUCUAAGCCUGAUGCUGAGUUGUCACAUUGCUCUUUCUCAAGCGGAGAGAUCGAGGUCCCGAUUGAGGGG
Messenger RNA from Colletotrichum phormii, 1917 nucleotides. RefSeq lists its product as uncharacterized. The record is from RefSeq and is a predicted model, not a curated record. The transcript has 3 exons. The annotation marks the transcript as partial. Lineage: Eukaryota; Fungi; Ascomycota; Sordariomycetes; Glomerellales; Glomerellaceae.